Messenger RNA from Gymnodraco acuticeps, 1130 nucleotides. RefSeq names its product spatacsin-like. The record is from RefSeq and is a predicted model, not a curated record. The annotation marks the transcript as partial. Gene Ontology annotation, biological process: chemical synaptic transmission; axon extension; axo-dendritic transport. The transcript has 5 exons. Lineage: Eukaryota; Metazoa; Chordata; Actinopteri; Perciformes; Bathydraconidae. Gene Ontology annotation, cellular component: synapse; cytoplasm; dendrite.
AGCUCCAGCCUGAAGACGGCUCUGCUGGAUUAUCUGAAGCGAUGCCUCCCUGCUGACAGCGAGAAACACAACAUGGUGGCGCUGUGCUUCAGCAUGAGGAGGGAGAUCGGAGAGAACCACGAGAUGGCAGCCCGCACGCAGCUGAAGAUCAUCGAGUCCCAGCCUUGGGUGGUGACUCCUGAGCUGAAGAGUUCUCUGGUCAAGGUGCUGGGCCUGCUGAAGGACGCUGCAGAGAGCUUCUCCAAGGACUCGUGUGUGCGCCAGGCGACUCGCUGCGUGCGGACAGCGAAGCUUGUGGCUCUGCAGCUUCACUUCCUGAAGCAGGACUCAGACCUGCAGCUCGUCAACCUGCAGCCGCCGGAGCUGCUGAGCGCCGUCACUGUGCUGCCGAGCUGCUACCAGGUGUUGGUGGUGGCCGAGGCGUACGGCUACAGUCCGGACUGGCCUCACAUUUUGUUCCAGAAGGUGAUCCUGAGCGGAGACUUUGUUUACCUGGACGACUUCAAACGCCUCCGCCCCCUCACCUCCGCCCUGUUCGAGGACAUCUUCAAAAAGCUGGAUGGGGCUCCCUGCAGUGUCCCUAAUGCUCGCCGCCUGCUCUCUCACUGUGAACACGUGUUCAGCCGCUACAGACUGGCCUACCAACAGAACCUUCUGGACGUCAGCAAGGCUCUGCUGCAGGACACACACUCCUCCGGAUACCUGAGGGACCAGCUGGCCAGCUGAUCCAAUCGCCACCAGAACCACCGGCUGGAAUACAGAGAGCUGCAGGGAUGUGGUGUUCCUGUGCUGGUCCCUGAAGGCAGCAUCUCCCUGCUCCAAUGGGAUCCCUCCACGUGGUUUUUGGAUUAUUGCAGAAAAUAAUCUCUGUGUCAAACAAACUCACACGUUUAGUUCAGGUGUGGGGAAUCUACUUACCACUGACCUUAUUUCAGACUAACAACCUAAAACACAUUCAGAAGACCAUUGACUUCCAGACCAGGGGACAGGAAGUGAUGCUGACUCAUUUCAGGGUUUAGGACUCAUUCCUGCACCACUGAUGAUUCUCUCUUUGAAACGGAUGAUUCAAAAUCUUCACAGAAAUGAUGAAAUUACACUUUAGAAAUGUACAUUAAAGACUCUUUCUAACA